Messenger RNA from Seminavis robusta, 2841 nucleotides. Lineage: Eukaryota; Bacillariophyta; Bacillariophyceae; Naviculales; Naviculaceae. The record is from the annotation of a GenBank genome assembly.
GGCGCACACCUCAAUUGCCAAACCCUCACAAUGACGACCCUCCUGUCAAGAAGUACAUGUACUAGACUAGUACCUGUAGUAGCUAGCAAAGUAGCAAACCAUGACGACCCCUUCAUCCACCUACCGACCCCGUAUCCUGUACCUGAGCUUAUUCAGUUGGAUGAGCGUUUCGGGAGGACGUUUCCUCGCUCCUUUUCUCAAAGAAGAAGCCGAGCUCUCAGAUUCUUGGAUUGGGACUACAUUUGCUUGUCAAUAUGCCAUUCUGAGUCUGUUAGCACCUUGGUUUGGUCAUUGGGCGGAUCAGCGGGAAAAGCGAUACCCCCACAAAGGACGAGCUCAAAUUUUGAUGGCUACAGUAACGAUCGGCACAUUAUCCUUUUCACUUCAUGGGCUGCAUUACGUGGUACCGUUACCAGUAUUUCAUUCACUGCCCUUUCACAUUUUGGCACAAUGCGGUUAUGCCACAGCCUUUGCCAGCCUGUUUCCCAUUUUGGAUGGCAUGACGGUCGAUUAUCUCGACCGGUUGGAGGGAAGCUCAUCUUCCGAUUACGGCGCAGAGCGACUCUAUGGAGCCGUUAGCUGGGGUGUGGCCAAUCUGCUCUUCGGGGUUCUCUUGGACAAAUUCGGCAUGUUCAUUUACUUUCCCUGUGCCUGGGCUGCGGCCCUUUACAGUAUCGUGUCAAUCAUGUUGUUCUCUUCUUCUUCUGCAGCGGCAGCAGCCGCAGUGAAGAACGAUUCCGAAAGCAACAAUCAUCCGAGUGAAGCAACCGCGCUGUUGGAAGCUGCAACAACUAACGGACAUCAAAAUCAUCAUCAACAACCAAACGACAACACUACGGAUCAAAAAGAAGAUACUCCUUCCACGUUGGCUUUGAUGGGCAUUAUCUUUGGAUCGGUAUAUGGAACAUUCUUUCUGUUUUGCUACUUCGUCUUGAACACGGGAUUCUCGGUGGUGGAGAAUCUGGUCUUUUUAUUCUUUGAAUUCUUGGGAGCCAGUCAUACCCUCGAAGGUAUCACGGUCGCUUUGACAGUCGUUUUCGAAAUCCCCGUCUUUUCCUUGGCACCCGUCUUACUGAAAAGACACGGUGUUGGGCUUUUCCUUGUCAUGGCAAACGUGGCCUAUCUCAUUCGGGUGAUUGGCUAUACACUGAUCCCUCAAGGACAUUCCUGGCUAGUGUUCUUGGUAGAGCCGCUCCAUGGAUUCACAUACGCGGGCGCUCAAGCUUCUGCCGUGGAGUUUGUCAAUCAGCACGUCCCGCGGGGAAGUGAAGCAAGUGGGCAAGGAAUUGUGAACUUUGUGCGGGGAUUGGCCAGUGUCUUGGGGUUGAUCUCGGGGGGAUGGCUGCAAGAACACUGCGGUCCUCGUUUCAUGUACCGUGUCUUUAUUGUUUGUGUGGCGGUGGGGACGGCCUCGUUUGUGAGUGUUAGGUGCAUUCCCAGGUACCAGGCAGAGGAGAAUGUACAAAGGGACACACCAGUUGGAGAAGCAGCAACCAAUGUUGAAACUCGACAACACAAGAACGGGGGCGUUGCUCAGGACGAAACGUCCUCUGGUGCAGCCUAGACGCAGUUGCUCCAAUGUUUCCAGAGAGUAUCUCUCUUUUGCACCAUGGGGCUACUUCACUUACUUGACAAGCUACGACCAUAAUACGCUAAAUCACGGCCAGCCAGGGAGCUAGGCUGGACCGCCACGCAACUGAAACCAAACACCUAUAUGCAAUCAACAGCUAGCUAGUAGGUUAGGUUCUGAAGCACAGCAAGAACAUAACCUCAGACUUGAACGCAUCAAGCAAGCCCUACUGCAACGUUCACUACUCAGUAGUGCAGUAAGAAAUACCAGUUGGCUGUCCCGCCUUCCCACCUGCUGUGACCAGGCGCGACCCCUUGCUGCUUAUUGAUUCUUGACCGUCUCGACGCUUGUCGCCCCACUUUUCUACGAGUACUAUAGUGUCGCUGAUGGCUGAUGGAUACGCGUUCAUGUACUUGUAGGGGGCGAGGCUUGCCUGUCCUGGCUUGCCACCGGUUUACGGUAGGAUAAUAAUAUCAUUCGGAAAACCGGUGGCCUCGAUCUGCAAGCUGAACCUUCCUCUACCAAAUACUACGGUUGCAGAUACACUCCUCACUCACACUUAAGAUAAGUGGGUUUAAUUAAGAUACCGAGUACUCGACUUUUCAGAAAUGUUUAGAUAACCCGGACACUCAGAUUUCCCGAACCAGGAAGAUAAGCUACGACUACUGAGGUCUCAAUCCCUAAGCUAAUACUAAUACUAUGUGGGGAAUGAAUGCAGCUAGUACCCAUUAUCUUCCACAUCACCAUCUACAUCCCAGUACUCCAUAUCCGAAUCUUAGGGUGCCUCUCUACCACAACACCUUUGGUUGCAUCAAUUUAGCUUUGCACCUUUGCCUUCUUGAGCUUUGGUGGUGGCUCCUCACUGUCUGAGGGCAUGGUUAGUAGUACCGGUAGGGUAUGCAACAACAGCUGCUAGGGGCAAUAAGAUAUGAAAGAUACUGAGAGUGGGCUGCUUGUAAGAUAAUAACUCAGUGUUGCUGUGGCUGAAUCCGUUACGAUACCUCCAGUACUAGACUAAAAAUUGACUUAUCUUAUUGAUGAGGUAGGAGUGUACAGUACCGCAGUUCCACUCAAAACAAGAGCAAAAGACUAAAAGACCUGCAGAGUCCCAACGCGUGGGCAGAGAUUUUCAGGGGCAGUAUCUUUGGCUGGGUAGUUUCUGAGGGACUAGCCGGAGAAAUGUGGGCGGUAUAUUAUCCUGGGUUCGGCUUGCUCUCUUAACUGUUAACUGACGCGGUUGCAAUUUGAUUAUGCUUCAACAUGUUUACCGG